Messenger RNA from Triplophysa dalaica, 1838 nucleotides. It is a transcript of the gene tmed10, whose product is annotated as transmembrane p24 trafficking protein 10. Lineage: Eukaryota; Metazoa; Chordata; Actinopteri; Cypriniformes; Nemacheilidae. Bases 56 to 685 code for a protein of 209 amino acids. Gene Ontology annotation, cellular component: COPII-coated ER to Golgi transport vesicle; Golgi apparatus; endoplasmic reticulum-Golgi intermediate compartment. Gene Ontology annotation, biological process: Golgi organization; endoplasmic reticulum to Golgi vesicle-mediated transport; intracellular protein transport. The record is from RefSeq and is a predicted model, not a curated record. The transcript is spliced from 5 exons.
AGGCGCAGUGGGUUGAGUGUCCGGGGCCUGCAAGCAGUGGAGCGAUCGGCUCGUCAUGGCGCGGUUCGGUGUGUUGUUGCUCCCGCUUUUACUAUCGUUCGUCGUUCAGUCCGUCGUGUCGAUCUCGUUCUACCUGCCGGUACGCAGCAGAAAGUGUUUGCGGGAGGAGAUUCACAAAGACGUGCUCGUGACCGGAGAAUACGAGAUCAGCGAGCAGCCGAACACGAAAACCAACCUGAAGAUUACUGAUUCCUCUGGACACAUCCUCUACUCGAAAGAAGAUGCAACCAAAGGCAAAUUCGCCUUCACCACAGAGGAUUAUGACAUGUUUGAGGUGUGCUUCGAAAGCAAGUCUCAAAUGGGAACUGGAAGAGUUCCAGACCAGCAGAUCAACUUGGACAUGAAACAUGGUGUCGAGGCCAAAAAUUAUGAAGAGAUUGCCAAGGUAGAAAAACUGAAGCCCCUUGAGGUGGAGCUCCGUCGAUUAGAGGAUCUGUCGGAGUCCAUCGUGAAUGAUUUUGCUUACAUGAAGAAGAGAGAGGAGGAGAUGAGAGACACAAAUGAAUCCACCAACACACGUGUGCUGUACUUCAGCAUCUUCUCCAUGUGCUGUCUCAUUGGUCUGGCCACGUGGCAGGUGUUCUACCUGCGUCGUUUCUUUAAGGCCAAGAAGCUCAUUGAGUAAAUCCUGCUUGAACAAUCAGAGACAGAGAACUUCUUCCUGACAUCACAACCUUCGGCCCCUGACAUUUGCUCUGCCUCGGCAAUUUAUUCCGGUUGCCACAAGCAACUUGAAGUUCAUCGGAAGUGGACGUGCAUCAGGGAAUUCUCUGGGAAUGAUUGAUGCUUGGCGGCCAAAUUUGUCUUUUCAGUGCGUUUUUGAUACAAGAUCGCUCAGUAUAAUUUGGGGGGAAAAACACAAAGUUUUUGUUCAUUUUCGUUUUUUGCAAUGUAUUUAUAUAAAAUGACAGCACAAGCCCCUGUAACAGCUAAGAGAUGUGCAACCGCUCUGUGAGAGAAACUAAAAACGUUCUUUGUGGUCAUCGGAUGUGUGCGUUAAUAAUUACCCUUGAUUCAGUGCUUAUAUUGUACUGCUUUAAUCUGUUUUUGAUUCAUGGAUUUUUUUUGACCGAUUAUCAUUAUUUGAAAAGAAUGACUGUCAGCCUUUGCAUACAAAGUUUUCAUGAAAUGAUUGUUUGACUGUUUAUUCGUUGUUAAAAUGACUAGUGUUUGGAAUUGCAAAGCCAUUUUAAAAUUCAAAAUGAAGUCCCACACCCUGCAAUUGAAGCGAGUUAAAGCACGUUAGUGCUUAAAGCUGUCAUACAUCCUUCUAACUUUAUGAAAUGGAUUUACUUAGUUUUUUAACAGUUUUAUUUUGUGAGGUUGCAUCUCUUUUUAGUGUGUGUAGAAUGUAGCUGGUAAAGGGUGAGUUGAUCUAUAAUUUUCUGUUUUUGUUGUUAGUUAUUGGUUUCUCCACAGAUUGAAAUAAACAUUCAGUUGAACAGAAUUUGCAUUGGUCUUGCGGUUAAAGCUAAUGUAAAAAGCCAUUGCCGGUCCCAUUAUUCAAGUAAUAUUAAAGACUUGCCUACUGGUUCUGUAUUGUGACAAAAUUCAGACCGUGCAAUAAUUGCGGUUAGUAUUCCUCUUCAUUUGUAAUGUAUUUAUGGAAAAGUGGUUACACACAUUUGGGGUGGAAGGUUAGGAAUUGGUUUAUUCCCGGAUGUUUCGGUCCAGUGUUAAAUCAUUUUCAACAUGUUUAUUCUCUGAAUAAUUUUUGGUGGAAGUUGAUUUCAGUAAAAUCAUUGGCUUGUCAUUCAAUAAAAAUUAUUACUAAAGUA